Molecule: messenger RNA, 543 nt
Organism: Talaromyces stipitatus ATCC 10500
Lineage: Eukaryota; Fungi; Ascomycota; Eurotiomycetes; Eurotiales; Trichocomaceae
Exons: 1
Coding region: 1-543 (180 amino acids)
Source: RefSeq, a predicted model, not a curated record
AUGGGAAUAACCAGCCGUCUCCGCCAACUAAUCUUCCCCAAACCCGUCCUCAAUAACGGUUCUCAACUCCGUGACCAUCUAGCUAACGAGCGCACAUUCUUAUCAUGGACUCGCAUGGGACUGGCCUUUGCCGCAAUGGCACUUGCCCUUGGACGUCUAGGGAUGAUUGAUCAAGUGUUCAACACGGCACAGAUACAGCUGGGCAGCGACACCAACAACAACAUCUCCAAAGAGACAACAACAAAAACAAACCCUAACACGGUGUCAAAUCAAGCGCAAGAUCCCACUACCACCAGGGUAAAUAUCAAGUCACUCUCUGCAGGGAAAAGUGACAUCCUAGCUAGUCAAUUAUGCUGGACAAUUAGCAUCGGUUCAUUCGGAUAUGGAAUUCUUCGGUAUGUUUCUGUCAGAAGGACUUUGAUGCAAGGACGCUUUGUGCCCGCUAUUUGGGGACCGGUAUUGAUGACGACUUGUUCGUUGGGGUCUCUUGCUACUUUAUUGCAUUCUGGCAGUGGGUUUCAGCGUCAUGAGUCAGAAAGCUAG